CAAGAAACUCACCGUCAGUAGGAAAAUUAAUCCCAUAGCUGCAAUAUGGCCCGUCUUGAUCCUUUUUCUCACUCUAUUUCCAAUCGGAAUGCUAAGCUGGAGAAGAAAACCCUUCGUGAUUUUGAGGCAGAAGAAAACGCGCGGAAGAAGGCACACAACCGGGAAAGGGAUCGGAAAUUGAAGGAGCGGGCGGUUGUUACGCGUCUGGGGAAGCUUUCAAAUAAUGCAGUACGGACGAGCAAGCAGAAAACUCCAAGAGAAUCUAAUGUCGAAAGUGACGGGUCUUCUAGUCAAGAGGAUAAGGUUCUUGAGGAUAACACGUUGGAGGUGCGAAUGCGCCGCGCAAUGGAGGACGCUGCUGCCGAAAUGGAUGAUGGAGAUGACCAGAAUGGCGACGGCGAGCUAGAAAAUCUGACUGAUGGAGGAUCAGUUAACAGUGGAAUAGAUGAAGAGAUGGCAGAGUUCGAUGCUGAAAGCGGACUAGAAGAGGAUGAGGAGAUGACGAGUGGCAGUGAUGACGAAUCAGGAGACGAAGACCAGCCUCCGUUAACGAAGUCAUCGGCCAAAGGGAAAUACCUGGAAGAUACGCUUUUCACGUCUGCAUUUGCUUCGCAAAGUGCGCACGCGAUGGCAGAUACUACUGCAACCAAGUCACUACAAAAAGUGCAACCAUCGAGAAGACGGCAGCGACGGCCACUCGCACGCGCCAAAGACCUUCUUGUCGGAACUCGUACUAUCCGUACCCUACCCGAUUCACUUGCAUCCAAGGUUCAUUCAACAGCUCACACCAUCCCAUCACAAAAAAUACGCAAAUUUAUCAAUCAAAGCCUUGCUAUUAAAGGUCGGCUGGCGUCCGCUAAAGCAAAAGCACGAGGAUGGGAGAGACGGCCAGCGAAUAUCGGCGUAAUGAAAUGGACUGGAGCACCUUCUGGUUUUGUUCGCGACAAGCAAUAAUAAGUUGCGUCUACUAGUUGCCACGAUUAAACCCAAAGACGAAUUCCGGAUGGUGAUGGCACCUGUUGCAUUCAGGAAUCACUGAUGAAGAUAGAUAUCCGACUGUUCGUCCUGAGAUGAAAGACGUUGGCUAAGUCAUGGUGACCUCUUACCACACAUUCGCAAUGACCGUUAUACCCCGGAGAUUUCAUAUGAACGCGUCAGGUACAAACCUAGCUGUUUCGGCAAAUUCGUGGAAAUUCAGAAUACAUUGAACUGAUGGUCGUCCACUUUCAACUGAUGACCCAAUGUGGUGUAGUACUAUAGUAGCUAUAGCAUGGAGGAUGGACGUCGAUGGACAUCGAAGAGCGUAUUCUAGCACUGAAAUUUCUCACUUGCAAUGUCGUCGGCUCAACUGGUCAAGCUUAAGCUUUCAAGCGACUAGCUGUGCUUAAGCGCUUAUAAAUAUCUAGAGCUGUAGUAGUACCACGUGCAGUACCGUUGUUUCAAGCGA
Molecule: messenger RNA, 1447 nt
Organism: Suillus subalutaceus
Lineage: Eukaryota; Fungi; Basidiomycota; Agaricomycetes; Boletales; Suillaceae
Exons: 4
Coding region: 46-954 (302 amino acids)
Source: RefSeq, a predicted model, not a curated record